Molecule: messenger RNA, 1992 nt
Organism: Nelumbo nucifera (sacred lotus)
Lineage: Eukaryota; Viridiplantae; Streptophyta; Magnoliopsida; Proteales; Nelumbonaceae
Product: protein rough sheath 2-like
Source: RefSeq, a predicted model, not a curated record
UGUACUCCCUUACUACAAACACCCCCCCCCCUCUCUCUCUCUCCUCUUUAGUUUUUACUCCCCUCUCACUCCCCUCUGAAAGCCAUCCUAUUCAUCAAACCAUCCAAAGUUUUUUUUUUACCCAACCCAAAACCAUUGGUCUCUCUCUCUCCUAUCUGAUCAUUCAUCUCUCGUCCCGUCUUUUCCAUCCCUUCUGACGCCUCCUCUGCCCCAUCUCCCUCUGCUGCCCUGGCUACUAUCUCACCACUUCUCUCUUUCUCUCUCAUAUCCCGACCCUCUCGAUUUAACUCCAAAGUUUAAAGCCCAGACUUCCAAUUCUACAUCAACUAAAGGGAAACGAAAAACAAAAAGAAAAAGAAAAUGUGGGUUUAGAUGGAUGAACUGUUAUCUUCGUCUUCUUCAGAAAAGAAGAAGCUGCAGCAGCAGGAGAUAUGUUGGUUAGGAGAUGAAGGAGAGGCAACGUUGGCAACCCGAAGAAGACGCACUCCUCCGCGCCUACGUUAAACAAUAUGGACCAAAAGAAUGGCACCUCGUCUCUCAACGCAUGGGCAAACCCCUGGACCGAGACGCCAAAUCCUGCCUCGAGCGGUGGAAGAACUAUCUCAAGCCUGGUAUCAAGAAAGGCUCUUUGACCCCAGAAGAACAAAACCUCGUCAUCUCUCUCCAAGCCAAGUACGGAAACAAGUGGAAGAAAAUCGCCUCCGAAGUCCCCGGUCGCACCGCCAAGCGCCUCGGCAAGUGGUGGGAAGUCUUCAAGGAGAAACAGCUCAAGCUGCAACAGCAGAAGCAACAGAAAACCCAACAGCAGCAACGUCUCCUCCCCUCGGACCACCCUGACCCAUCUGCACCCUCGCCAACCCCACCACCCACCACCACUCCUGAACGCUCUCUACACGGCCAAUACGACCACAUUCUGGAAACCUUUGCAGAAAAGUACGUUCAGCCCAAGCUCCUCAAGCUCCACCAGCAGCAACCACAACCAUCGCUUCUCCCUUCCUCGUUAUUGAUGCCUAGUCAUCUCCCACUCCCCGAAGCUCCUCCCAUUCUAUCACUGGCCACCACCACCAGUAGCACCACCGCUGUUCUUCCCGCGUGGAUGAAUAACCCCAACAUGGUCUCGUCAACCUCGUCCUUGUCUUCCUCCUCUUCAGCCACGCCUUCACCGUCUGUGAGUCUCUCGCUCUCUCCUUCGGAGCCGACCGGUCUGGACUCGGUGUCGCAGGAGAUGGGUCUGACCCACCAGCGGUUCUUCACGGUUCAUCAAAUGGGCACGCUUGUUCAGUAUUGCAAGGAACUCGAGGAAGGGAGGCAAAGCUGGUUGCAGCAUAAGAAGGAGGCUACGUGGAGACUGACUCGGUUGGAGCAGCAGUUGGAGUCGGAGAAGGCGAGGAAGAGGAGGGAAAAGAUGGAAGAGGUUGAGGCCAAGAUUAGGUCUCUGAGGGAGGAAGAGAUGGCCUAUCUUGAUAAGAUUGAAAACGAAUGUAGGGAGCAACUGAACGCUAUUCAGAGGGAUGCCGAUGCGAAGGAAGCCAAGAUGGUAGAGCUCUGGUCUAGUAAGCAUGUUAAACUCGCUAAGCUUGUAGAACAGAUGGGUAUUCACAGCUUCCCUCUUACAAAGGACUUGCAUUAACUCACCACUGUUUCCGGUUGAAUUCUGAUCUUUUGAUGAUCGAUCGGUCGAUUCUAUUUCUUUUUUUUUUUUUUCCUUUUUUCCUUUGGGCAAUAUAAUCUAGUCUUUGCAUUUGAAAUUAUGGGUGUCUUUCUGAGUUCAACUAUUGAAAUGGGUUGAUUUUAAUUCUAUGUUUUAUAAACAAUUGUUACAUCUGUUCCAGACAAAGCGAGGGAGAGAGAGAGAGAGAGAGAGAGAGAGGGGGCGGGUGGGGAGGUAAGUCGAGUAACCAGUGGUCAGUAACUCAGUAUCAGACCAGGCUUAGCUUGCUGCAUGUUUUGUCCAAUCUGCUUCAACAUUUUUGUUUAAAGCGAAUGUGAGUA